This is a messenger RNA of Hibiscus syriacus, 868 nucleotides long. Its product is annotated as NDR1/HIN1-like protein 6. The transcript has a single exon. Gene Ontology annotation, cellular component: plasma membrane. NCBI's taxonomy places the organism in Eukaryota, Viridiplantae, Streptophyta, Magnoliopsida, Malvales, Malvaceae. The record is from RefSeq and is a predicted model, not a curated record. Bases 77 to 826 code for a protein of 249 amino acids.
UGCUUGGCUCUACCAUUUUAGUAGAGUUGAACUCUGGUUUAAGAAGAAAACAGGAAAGAAAAAGCUUGUAGUUAUUAUGACAGAUCACCAGCAGAAAAUUCAUCCCGUGGUGGAUACCGAAGCACCGCCUCCCACGGUGCCUUUGGAGCCUCGUGGCUCCGCUACGUCGGAGAAAGACAACUCGAUUCAACAGUGUCCACCGAUACAUGCUGCUCCGGUUAUUCAAACAAGGCCGCCGAAGAAGAGAAGCUGUUGCUGCAAGUGCCUAUGUUGGACAAUUAGUCUCAUUGUGCUCCUCCUUAUAAUCCUGGGUGCCACUGUUGGGUUUCUCUACCUUGCCUUCCGCCCCAAACUCCCCAAUUACUCCGUCGACAGCCUGAGAAUAAGCGAUUUGAGGCUCAACUUCGACAUGACAUUGUACGCGAGAUUCGACGUCAAGAUCACGGCGAAUAAUCCGAACAAGAAGAUCGGAAUAUACUAUGAGAAAGGAGGGCGAUUAAGCGUGUGGUAUACAAACACAAAGCUUUGUGAAGGGUCAUUGCCCAAGUUCUACCAAGGCCACCAAAACAUAACCAAGUUGGAUGUGGUGUUAACCGGACAAGCCGAGUCGGGAAGCACUUUGAUGUCAGCCUUGCAACAGCAGCAGCAAACAGGACAGAUACCCUUGGAUCUUAAGGUUCAUGCCCCUGUCGCUGUUAAACUAGGGAAGUUAAAGAUGAGGAAGGUGAAGAUAUUGGGAGAAUGUAAAUUGACUGUUGAUAGUUUAUCUGCAAACAACAUCAUUAGCAUUAAAGCCAGUAACUGCAAAUUCAGAUUGAAGCUCUAAAUUUUUCUUUUAUUAGUUUAUUUUGUAUGUACUCAUUGUGUU